UAAAGCUAUAAAGUGGAUGUGCUAAUAAACUCUUGUCUUUUCUCGCUGGAGAUCGAAUUGAACUGAACACGUAUGGCUCCUGCUCUUCCUUUGAUAUUUCUGCUCAUGAUUGCAGCAGGGGUUUAUAGUGAUGAUUGGGGUGUGAGUUACAGCUCUAAAUACAUCUGUGCACUAAAGGGGUCAUCAGUGAUAAUGUCCUGCACUUAUAAAUACCCUCCUGGAUAUAAGAUCAAGAAAGUGUUCUGGACCAAAUUUAUUGAAAAGGAUGUAGAGCCUCAAGAUCUGUUUAAUGACCCUGAAUACAGUCAGAGGAUUCAGUAUCUGGGAGAUAAACAGCAGAUCUGCACCAUCAGACUGAAUGAUGUGACACAGAAGGAUUCACACGAGUACUAUUUCAGAUUCAUUACUAAUAUAACUGAUGGAAGAUGGAUUGGUAAACCUGGAGUGACUCUUGAUAUCACAGAUCUUCAUGUGGAGUCUCCUGAGAGCGUGACAGAGGGAGAUACAGUCAGUCUGACAUGUAAAAGCACCUGUAAUCUGUCUGACAGAACAACAUUCAUCUGGAGGAAAAACACACAGUCAUUAACUGAGAGAAACAAUAAACUCCUCCUGCAGUCAGUCAGAAGAGAGGAUGCAGGCAGAUAUAGCUGUGCUGUACACGGACACAAUCUCACAUCACCUCAUGUUGAUCUCAAUGUUAAAUAUUCACCAAAGACUGUCUCAGUGUCCAUGAGUGGAUCUGGUGAAAUAGUUUUGGGUGAUUCAGUGAAUCUGACCUGCAGCAGUGAUUCAAACCCACCUGUUCUGAACUACACCUGGUUUAAGGAGAAUGAAAGUUCAUCUGUUGGAUCGGGACAGAGUUACAGUGCACUACAGAGUGGAUUCUUCUACUGUGUGGCUCAGAAUCAACAUGGAUCUCAGAGAUCAGCUGCUGUAUCAGUGACAGUCCAUCAUAGAUCCAGUUGGUAUAUAAUGUUGGGGAUCACAGUGGGUGGAACAAUAAUCAUCAUCAUCUUCAUCAUCUUCAUCAUCCUGUUUAUAAUUAAGAGAGAAAGAAUGAACAGAAGAUCUGCUAUAAAGGAGAAUGAGACUGCUGAUCGCUGUGAUGACACAUACACAACUCUUGAUCUCAAGACCAGAUCUUCUGAUGAUGUGUACAACACAAUCACACCCAACAGGAAGAUGGUGCAGUAAGAGGCGGAGCACAACCAAUCAAAUCCCUUCAUCACUUCUGUGGGUGGAGCUUCGGAUGAUUGACAGGGAUCAUAAUAAGUUAUUAAAGUGUUAUAUUUGUUCUUCUUUAAAGCUUAUGAAGUCUGAUAUAUCAGUAGACAUAAAUAAAAAUAAGUUCUGUGUAAAAGUUGCUGAUACACACAUGUGUUCAAAUA
Xyrauchen texanus (razorback sucker) is the source of this 1388-nucleotide messenger RNA. Its product is annotated as B-cell receptor CD22-like. The record is from RefSeq and is a predicted model, not a curated record. Bases 73 to 1194 code for a protein of 373 amino acids. NCBI's taxonomy places the organism in Eukaryota, Metazoa, Chordata, Actinopteri, Cypriniformes, Catostomidae. The transcript has 9 exons.